Lampris incognitus (smalleye Pacific opah) is the source of this 3248-nucleotide messenger RNA. It is a transcript of the gene zbtb35, whose product is annotated as zinc finger protein 131. Bases 185 to 1900 code for a protein of 571 amino acids. Gene Ontology annotation, cellular component: nucleus. Gene Ontology annotation, biological process: regulation of transcription by RNA polymerase II. Gene Ontology annotation, molecular function: protein binding; RNA polymerase II cis-regulatory region sequence-specific DNA binding; DNA-binding transcription factor activity, RNA polymerase II-specific. The transcript has 9 exons. Lineage: Eukaryota; Metazoa; Chordata; Actinopteri; Lampriformes; Lampridae. The record is from RefSeq and is a predicted model, not a curated record.
UGAAAACGGAAUUUUAAUGCGCGAUUUGAUGACGUAAUGGCGGUUGUCAAACGCGAAAUGGCGAGGGCGCUAGCAGGCCUUUCAGCAACCGUAUGUUGGAAUUUUAUCGUUUUAGCGCUCUUUAUGGACUGGUAUACAGACAUAUACACGGGGUUAUCUGGCGCCGGGAAGGAAGAGGUGAAUUAUGGCGGCUGAGGUGGAGGUAGAGCAGCAGAGUGGCAGUGAGUUCCCAGCCCAUUACAAAGUCAUGCUAGAUAAACUGAAUGAACAGCGGCAACUAGACCAAUUCACAGACAUCACGUUGAUUGUCGAUGGGCACCAGUUCAGAGCGCAUAAAGCAGUGUUGGCAGCAUGCAGUCAGUUCUUCCAUAAUUUCUUCCAGGAUUUCACGCAAGAGCCGCUGGUGGAGAUUGAAGGAGUGAGUAACUCCGCCUUCCGCCAGCUGAUGGAGUUCACGUACACAGCCACCCUUUCUGUCAGUGGAGAGGAAGAGGCCAAUGAUGUUUGGAAAGCAGCGGAAUACCUCCAGAUGCAGGAGGCCAUCAAGGCACUUAACAAUAAGUUGAAUGAGAGUACCUCGCAAGGUCUAACGGGGAAGAACAAAGUUAAGAGGAAGAUUGCGGAGACGUCCAAUGUGAUCACAGAGACUUUGCCCUCAGUGGAUGGGGAGCAGGUGGAAAUUGAUGUGAUAGGGGAGGAGGAUAUUGAAGUGGAGGAGUCGGGACUAGAGGAGGUGGUGGAUGCUGCAAAGAACGCCCAGGUUGCCUCAGAUGACUCUGCAUUAGCUCUGCUAGCUGACAUAACUAGCAAGUACCAGCAGGGGGCCCCCACACGACAUGUGGACAAAAAGGACUUCAUUGAGGAAGUUAUCUAUCAGGAGGAGACAGAGACUGUGUCCAAGGUGCUGGAGAAUGUGGAGGUUGUAGAGGUGCAGAUCUCCCAGGUGGAUAACAUGUUCCGCUGCAGCAAGUGUGACCGCAGUUUCAAGCUAUACUACCACCUCAAACAGCACAUGAAGACACACAUUGGCUCGCUAGACAAGCCCAAUGUGUGCACCCACUGUGGUAAAGCCUACACACGAGAGGGGGCUCUCAAAAAACACAUCAACACAUUCCAUUUUGAGGCAGAGGAGCUGUCUCAACAUCAGAGGCCCCAGAAAAAAGUGCACAUUUGCGAAUACUGUGAUAAACAUUUUGACCACUUCGGCCACUUCAAGGAGCAUUUACGAAGGCACACUGGUGAGAAACCUUAUAAGUGUCCAGACUGCCAUGAGCGGUUUGCUCGAAAUAGCACUCUAAAAUGUCACAUGGCAGCAUGUCAGAAUGGAGCCGGGGCUAAGAAAGGACGCAAGAAACUCUAUGAAUGCCAGGUGUGCAACAGUGUAUUCAACAGCUGGGAACAGUUCAAGAACCACUUGGUGAGCCACACAGGCGUAAAGCCCAACCACUGCACGAUAUGUGACCUGUGGUUCACUGACCCCAAAGACCUGGAGGACCACUUCAAGGAUACCCAUUGUACCCCAGGUCACAAGCUCCUGGUGACUGAAGAGAUGGUUGUGGCUGACACGGCUGCCGCUGCUGCCCUUACCAUAGCAUCACAGAAUGUUGAGGAAACUGAAGCCAUCCUGUUGGAUGAUGCAAUUCAUGUGGAACAUGUGACGGUAGAGCCUGUGGAUGUGAUGGAGAUGGAGGAGACGACAACAGUGGUAGUGGGGGAUGGGGGCAUUGCCGAGAUGUGCGAGGAGGACAUGCAAAGACUCAAAGAGGCUGGGGUUCAGAUUCAGGUGGUGCAUGUGACAUCAGGGGAGGUGACGGAGCAGCAGGUGGUAAACUCUGAGAUGGAGGUAGAGGGAGAGGAGGUGGUGAAGGAUGAAGAAGCAGGACCAGCUGUGGUUGUAUGAGGCAAGGAACUGACUUUCUGAAAUGAACAGAAGGGUAAUGUGGGAGGAGUCAGUGUAAUUACGGCCAAUCACAAUUGGGGCCCAAUGCAGUAAAAAUGUUCAACUAUUUUGUAUUGUUAAGCAUUCUAAAGGAUUAAUAUAUGCUCAUACGACAUGCUGCAUCCUGAAUGGCUGUGAAGAUGUAGACUCUUGCUGCAUUAUCUUGUGGAUCAGUGGUACUUCAAUUUUGUGUUGUAAAUGGAAAAAAACAAAUGCUGGUUUUGCUAGUUAGCAAACCCCUGUUGUUGAAGGUGUGUUUAAUCUGUGAAAUUAGCUGAGUGAGGGUUCGCUUGCAACAAAAACCUGCGUAAUCCUUGGCCUUGAUAGCAUGGGAUUCACUGCUGCAGAUGACAUCUCAUUUCUGUGUCACUUCAGUAUGCCCUGCUCUCUGCCAUUAAACCGAAAAGCUAUGUUCCAACAAUCUUUAUGCCAAGGUCUCAGUUAUGAAAUGACAGUGGUAAUUUCUUGCUGAUGAUGCUGUAUUUAUUUUGAACCCGAUUUCCCAGAUAUCAGAAGACCAGAACUUUCUUAAGCCAUGAACUCUUUUCAGUUCUUUUUCUUUUUCACUCAAUCCCUUUUCCUUUGAAUUUCUUUGUUUGACCUUUUCACAGCAUGUUCUUUAAGCUGCAUUAUUUGUCCAAGACAGAAAAUGAUAAUAAUGAACUUUAGCAUUUAACAAUGUUACAGAGUGCUUUACAAAAGAAAUAAAGCCAAAUGGUUCUUAGUCUGGUCCUUGAGGAUCCCCAGUACUGCUGGUUCUCUAUUUUUCCAGGUAGUCAACAAUCUUUAUGUUUAGGGGGCGCCUCGGUGGCUCACCUGGUAGAGCGUGUACUGCAUAAAGCCGAGUCCUUACCGCAGCAGCCUGGGUUUGAAUCCGGCCUGGGCCCUUUGCUGCAUGUCAUCCCCUCUCUCUCCCCUGCCUUUCCUGUCUCUCCACUAUCGUGGUCAAACAAAAGCGAAGAAUGGCAAAAAAGAAUCUAACAAUAAUGUUCAUGUGUUGUGUCAGGUAUUCAAGCCCCCAAUCAGGGAGGUUUUAGACUUGGAACAACAGGUGAACUAAACUUUCAGAAUACAAAACCAGCCCGUACUAAUGGUGCCUGAGGACCAGACUGAGAACUACUGCCCGAGACUGCGUGUCGUGGGGAACAUUAAAUCAAAUUUACUGAAUGCAACUCAUACUACAACUGAUAUAUGAUAUUAAUGUACCUCAAUGAAAUGCCACAAUCUUCACCUUGUUCCUUAAUGAACACUGGUCUGUUUAUAUCUGAAAAAAAAUAACUGCUAUGGAAUAAAUGGGGCAUGCACAAUG